Molecule: messenger RNA, 1403 nt
Organism: Lolium rigidum
Lineage: Eukaryota; Viridiplantae; Streptophyta; Magnoliopsida; Poales; Poaceae
Exons: 1
Coding region: 1-1245 (414 amino acids)
Molecular function (GO): protein binding
Source: RefSeq, a predicted model, not a curated record
AUGCCUCUUAACAUGCCAAGAUUUGACGCAGUGCGCGAACCGCAGCGGCGGUCGUGGGCGGACGUCCCGGCGGAUAUCCUAGGGAUCGUGGUCGGCCGCCUCCCUUGCGUCGAGGACCGCGCGAGGCUGCGCUCCGUCUGCAGCGCCUGGCGCGCGGCGGCGCGCCGCCACCGACCGCCGCCGCUCCCCCUGCUCGUGCACUCCAACUUCGCCUUCUCCAGCUUCUCCCCCGACGGGGCCAUGACGGGCACGCGUCGCAUCCCGGUGCCCAAGGAGGUGGCGGCUCUCGGCGUCCGUUGCGUGGGCUCGUUCGAGGGAUGGCUCGCCGGCGUGCGGCCCAACCAAGGUCGCUACUUCGGUGAUGGCAAGUGCUUCUUGAUGAAUGCUUUCUCCCGGGAUGUCGUCCAUCUCCCACCUCCUUCUGCAUCUUCUCACUUCGUUGAUGCCUACACAAGAUCUCUCCCCAUCAUCAGCGGCUCUGGUGUGGUUGAGUGCACAAUCAGCGCCGCACAGUACGUGAUGUCAUUCUGCAAGGUGAUCUUGUCAGCUUCUCCUGAUUCUGGGUCCAAAUGUAUUGCCGCUGCCAUCUCUGUGCAUAGGAACGGAGCUAAGCUAGCUCUCUGGCGGCCUGGGAUGACGUCGUGGUGCGUGUGCCUUGGUGGCUGCAUCAGCAAGUUCAGUGACAUUACCUUCUUCCAGGGGAAGCUUUACAUGCUCAGCAAGCUCACCACAAACCUCUAUGCCUUUGAGCUAACUGAUGAUGACUGUGGGCUAAUGGUGUCUCGUGUUGAGCGUUGUGUGGCCCAGCUGCCUGAGGUCAAGGAUAGCUACGGACAGAGGUGGAACUUGGUAGAAUGGCAUGGAAAAUUACUGCUUGUCGCCAGAUACUUGGGUGGCGGUGAAGGCUGGCACAACAUUUGUAAGGUUGCAGUAUAUAUAGUGGACUCAAGCACGAAACCUUUUCGAUUUACUGAGAUCAACACCUUGGAUGGCGACUGUAUCUUCAUCAGCCCGUGCAGCACCAAAUCAUUUCAUGCUUGGGAGUAUGACUGCGUGGAAGGCGAAGUUAUCUACUUCAUCGAUGGCUACCUCUACCCUGCUAAAAAUGGCCCUCCAUUUGAUAAGUUCAUGUACAACUUGAGAGAUGGUACACUGUCAUCUUUUGCUACAGACAUAUCAGAGUACAACUUCCGGGCACCAGAUGGCAAGCUGAUGAGUCCAACAUGGUUGUUUCCUUCUGAAUGAAUUGAUGUACACCAAUUCUGAUGUUAAUAAGUCUUGAGUGUAUCGGAAUCCCUAAUGCUGCCUGGCAUGAGGACCGUGGUGUUUGCUUUUCAAGAACUGGAAAAAAAGCACAUGCUGCUGUCUAAUUUAUGAACUCAUAUGAUGUUUGCCAACUUAGA